AGCUGUUUCUGAGCUCAUUUGUAAUUUUUUUCAGUUUGGAUUUUUAAUUUUAGCCAUAAAGAAGAAUAAGAAGCCGAAUAAAGUAAAAGAUAUGUUUAGACAGUUAAGCAGAUGUGUUAAUAAAAUCGUUGAUGCAAACGUUUUGCAAUUAAAUCGCGGCAUAUGUUCCGCAAGAUGCCUUCUUAAAAAAGAGGCUGUUGCCGAAAUGAUUGAAGAAAAACCAAUAAAACCAAACACAGUUUUAGUGGAAAAAGAUAAGAAUAUUACUCUAAUUGGUAUUAAUAGACCGCGACAACGUAAUGCUAUAGAUGGACAAACUGCUGCUAAACUUUGCGAAGCGUUUAGCGCUUUCGAGGCAGACGAUGCUUCGCCGGUGGCGGUGUUGUAUGGUAUAGGAGGUUCAUUUUGUUCCGGUUUUGAUAUACUCGAAAUGGCCAAUGAAGAUGAAAGCACGGUCAGCGUGGAAAUAUUAAUGAUGCCCGAGGGCUCAGUUGGACCAACGAGAAGGCAAUUAAGCAAACCGGUGGUUUGUGGUAUUAACGGUUAUUGCGUAGCAAACGGUUUAGAAUUGGCUUUGAUGUGCGAUUUACGGGUUAUGGAAGAAUCUGCAGUAUUAGGUUUUUUCAAUCGUCGCUUUGGAGUACCUGUAAUAGAUGGUGGCACUGCGCGCCUUCCAGCUAUGAUUGGAUUGUCACGUGCUCUUGACUUAAUAUUAACUGGCCGCCAUGUCUGCGCCGAAGAAGCUCAUAGCAUGGGUAUAGCGAAUCGAAUAGUGGGGACUGGUGAAGCCUUGAACAAGGCUGUAGAAUUGGCUAAGUGCUUAUCAAAAUUUCCACAAAGUGCUCUAAAUCACGAUCGCAAAUCGGUAUACUCAGCUGUCUUUGACGUAAGCAGUUUCCAACAGGCCAUACAGAAUGAGAUUAUGUACACAUCGAAAGAUAUUAUUGAUCAAAUGCAUGACGGCAUUAAAUGGUUUAAUAAAACUUUUAAAGAUAAAGACACAGAUAGCUGGCUAAAGCGUGAUAAAUCGAUGGCAGAUUGGUACGACGAGGAAGUCGCUGAAGCUGCUGCUAAAGUCGAAGAAGAAAAGCAGGCGAAAGAGGCGUUACGCAUUGAGGCCCAACAAAAGGCACAAGAAGAAAGAGAGCGAAAAUUUAAAGAAAAAACGAUAAAAUCAACCAAAGUAACAGAAAAACAGAAGACUGAAAAAGAGAUGGAAAAAAAUGCAGCUGCACCUGAAUCAAAAGAAAAGGGUGACAGAAAUGUAAAUUCAACCGAAUCAAAAUCGAAAGUGAAUUAUGAAGAGCCUAAAUCUCAAACUAGUAAAGAGCCAAAGAAAUAAAAAUACUAAGCAAAAGACCCGAAA
This is a messenger RNA of Glossina fuscipes, 1366 nucleotides long. It is a transcript of the gene Srlp, whose product is annotated as mevalonyl-coenzyme A hydratase sidH. The record is from RefSeq and is a predicted model, not a curated record. NCBI's taxonomy places the organism in Eukaryota, Metazoa, Arthropoda, Insecta, Diptera, Glossinidae. The transcript is spliced from 3 exons. The coding region runs from base 92 to 1342 and encodes 416 amino acids.